CGUCUCUCUCCUUAUACGGUAUGCGAUACUGUGCAGCAGCAACCUAACGAACUCGAAGCUCGCAGUUGACGAUGGAGGUAGCCACCAUGUCUUCGAGCUUUGCGGUCCACAAGCGCGUGCUAUCACUUCCGACUCCUUCCCUUUCGGUGAGCUCGAGCAGAGCUCAAGCUGCUUGCCCGCCCAGAGUUUCCCUCUCGACCAGCUUCGUGUCUACUUUCCCGGGAGGCAGCGUCUGUGGAGAGGCUUUAGGCCAGAAAAUCCGGCCCAAGUCUCUCAAUCCGGCCACUGUCUCCAGGUCGAAGGGCAAACGAGGCGUUGUCACCAUGGUCAUUCCUUUCUCGAGGGGAAGUGCAUGGGAGCAACCUCCCCCAGACUUGGCAUCUUACUUGUACAAGAAUCGAAUUGUGUACUUGGGCAUGUCUCUUGUUCCAUCGGUCACGGAGUUAAUUCUUGCAGAAUUUCUUUACCUUCAGUAUGAAGAUGCUGAGAAGCCUAUCUACCUGUAUAUAAACUCCACUGGUACAACUAAGGGUGGUGAGAAGUUGGGUUAUGAGACCGAGGCUUUUGCUAUUUAUGAUGUUAUGAGGUAUGUCAAGCCACCUAUUUUUACUUUAUGUGUUGGAAAUGCAUGGGGAGAAGCUGCCUUGCUUUUGGCUGCUGGUGCAAGGGGAAACCGAUCUGCUUUGCCCUCAUCAACAAUUAUGAUAAAGCAGCCUAUUGCAAGAUUUCAAGGACAGGCCUCAGACAUUGAACUUGCAAGGAAAGAAGUGAAGAAUGUGAAGGCAGAAUUGGUUAAACUUUUCGCAAAGCAUAUCGGAAAAACUGAAGAACAGAUUGAAGCUGACAUACGGAGACCGAAAUAUUUCAGUCCUAGCGAGGCAGUUGAGUAUGGGAUCAUAGAUAAGGUUCUAUACAAUGAAAGAAGCUCUGAGGAUCGUGGAGUCGUAUCUGACCUGAAAAAAGCUCAGCUUAUUUGAGUGCAUGGAAUUCAUUUUUUACUUCUGUGGAGUCAGUUUUGUAGGUGGAGCAGUCUUGUGAUGUGUCGAGAAAACAGAUGGCAAUGGAUAAGCAUUACGCUUCCACUGUGACUGAUUGAAGGCAACAAGAUGUAGUGAUGGCUCCUCCAGUCGUGCAGAGAGUACGAUCAUAGACGUAAUGGUGUACACUUGCUGUGUAUGUAUGAAAGCCUUUUGUCAUGUGGCAUCUGAGUGAUUUUACCUCAGCAGAAGGUAGCUAUGUAUUGUACUUCCUAUGUUGAUUUUCCUCCUAGGCAGUAGAACUCCGGUUUUUCUCCUGCCACUUGUGCUACCAUUUUAUUCUUUCCCGUUGUAACAGGAUGAGCUGGGAUCAUGAAUAAUUUCUCGGUUACACUUCAUGACUGCACAUUCUGAGUGUUGGCAUUGAAAUGUCACGCGGGUUUCAGUAUCAAAGCAUCAAGAUAUUGUAAAA
Messenger RNA from Punica granatum (pomegranate), 1449 nucleotides. The record is from RefSeq and is a predicted model, not a curated record. NCBI's taxonomy places the organism in Eukaryota, Viridiplantae, Streptophyta, Magnoliopsida, Myrtales, Lythraceae.